UUUGGUGCCAUAUUAUUUCCUUCCAGCCAGUCUCGCAGUAUAAACCAUUUCCUCCGCGCCGCUCUCGUUCUUCUUCAGAGCCAAAAGUACCAUAUCUUUAGGGUUUUUCCUGCGUCUGCUCCAAAUCCAAUGGGAAAGGGAACCGGUAGUUUUGGUAAAAGAAGGAACAAGACCCACACUCUUUGCGUGAGAUGUGGCCGUCGUAGCUUCCAUCUUCAGAAGAGCCGUUGCGCUGCCUGUGGUUUCCCUGCUGCCCGUAAGAGGAAAUAUAACUGGAGUGUUAAGGCAAUCCGAAGAAAGACCACUGGAACUGGUAGGAUGAGGUAUCUCCGUCAUGUUCCACGCAGGUUCAAGAGUGGUUUCAGAGAAGGUACUCAAGCAGCUCCAAGGAAGAAAGUUGCAGCAGCUUCUGCUUAAGGUGUUGUUUUGGAUGAAGCCAUCUUCGUUUGGAAAAGUUUUAUGGGAACAUUACUUGAGGACUGUCAUUAUUACAUUGGAUGCUUUAGUUGUUUUUAGUUUCUAUUUUUAUGUAGUUGCUUUAAAUUAUGAACAAGUAUGGAUGAGGCUAUUGUUGUUUGACCCUUAAUUACUUGACGUCUUUCAUGAUUAUGUUAAUCAUGUUCUUGUUUUGCUUAUGAUGCCCUUAAUCUUGAUUCAGAUAGUUGAAAUCUUUAAACAUGAUACUUAUCAAAUUAUAAUCUUCUGUAGUUGUGGUCCA
This is a messenger RNA of Durio zibethinus, 718 nucleotides long. RefSeq names its product large ribosomal subunit protein eL37x. The record is from RefSeq and is a predicted model, not a curated record. Gene Ontology annotation, cellular component: cytosolic large ribosomal subunit; ribosome. Lineage: Eukaryota; Viridiplantae; Streptophyta; Magnoliopsida; Malvales; Malvaceae. Gene Ontology annotation, molecular function: structural constituent of ribosome; RNA binding. Gene Ontology annotation, biological process: translation.